Recurvomyces mirabilis is the source of this 1176-nucleotide messenger RNA. It is a transcript of the gene sgf73, whose product is annotated as SAGA complex subunit Sgf73. Gene Ontology annotation, cellular component: SAGA complex. NCBI's taxonomy places the organism in Eukaryota, Fungi, Ascomycota, Dothideomycetes, Mycosphaerellales, Teratosphaeriaceae. The transcript has 2 exons. Bases 1 to 1176 code for a protein of 391 amino acids. Gene Ontology annotation, biological process: RITS complex assembly; regulatory ncRNA-mediated heterochromatin formation; regulation of transcription by RNA polymerase II. The record is from RefSeq and is a predicted model, not a curated record.
AUGGCUGGCGCGACCGGUCGGAAAGCUCCCAAACAGGCCAAGACCGACAAUAUGGCCUCGAAUCGGGCUCUAGGCCUAGACAAUCUAUUCGACGACCUUGAGGAUAUUACGCCGGUCUUGCGCGAUGACGUGCGCAAAGGCCUCCCAGUGAUCGAGAAACCUGGUCAUUGGGACUCCAAGAUCACGGUACCGAAACCGGACGAUAAGGAGAAUGAGACAAGCUCGCCAUCGAUGCCCACAAAACUACCUGGCAGCAUAGCACGUGCCUUCCCGAACGGCAAACUGCUUGGCGACCGCCCAGAAGUGCUCAAAUGCACGCAUUGCAAACGACCCGUCCUCAAACAUGCCAUGCCAGCGCAUAUCGAGCGCUGUCUCAACAAGAAACAGGAGAAACAGCGUAAGAAGAAGGAGGCAAAAGACGCCCGCGAUGCCGCAGCGCGCAAGGAGAAGAGCCAAGGCGACAGCGACGGAGAAGACGAUGAAGAAGGUGGGAAGAAGACCGCGAGCAAAGGCGGCAUGACCUCCAGCAAGAAGCGAAAAGCGAUAGACGAGGGUGACGACGGCGGUCCCAACAAGAAGAAAAAGAAGAAAGAUCUGGAGAAGACCAAAACAGCACGACCCAAGGCACCAGUGGACGUGGAAAAACAAUGCGGAGUUGAAUUGCCUCAAGGAGGACAAUGCGCGCGUUCCCUUACGUGUAAAUCACACAGCAUGGGAGCCAAGCGCUCAGUACCCGGCCGCAGCGCCCCCUACGAUAAGCUGUUGAUGGAAUAUCAGCGCCGCAACGCCGCCAAGGAAGCCAAAGCCAAGAUCGAUGCCUCAGCGCCGAAUCCAGACGAUGACGAGUCGCAGAACGGGCCCGUAGACAUAGAAGAAGAGACGAAUGCAGUCAUGGCUGGUAUAGCACGAGGAUGGGGCGGGGCACCAUUGCAUGAGGCGCCACGAGUCUCCCUCAAACAUCGAUAUGAGCACAACAGGAUACGUAACGCGCUCGAUAGUGCUCUGGGCGAUCGGAGGAUGGGCAUAUUCGGCGGCGGUGUUGUGAACAGCAAUACUGGGAUCAAUUUUUUCACCGGUCUACCUCGGCAGCCGCCAGAGGGUGACAGGAGAGGAAGUGUUAUCCCUCGUGUGGCUCCGCAGGCGUCUCGGAAGCCUAGUGUGGCUAUGGCUACAUGA